AAGUCUCGACCCAACAGGACCAUCCAACAACGCCCACCUAAAUUUCUAGCCUGCCAUGGCAGGCAUCUUCGAGCAAUCCCGCAACACCGGCACUCUCUUCCUCGGCGGUCAAAAAAUCAGCGGUCAAGACAUCCGAGAUCAGAAUGUCCUCGCAACGCAGGCCAUCUCCAAUGUCAUCAGAUCGUCGUUCGGCCCAAGCGGUCUGGACAAGAUGAUGGUCGACGACAUCGGAGAGGUCACGGUCACCAACGACGGAGCCACCAUCCUCAGCCUGCUGAACGUGGAACACCCGGCCGGGAAGAUCUUGGUGGAUCUCGCACAACAGCAAGAUAAGGAGGUCGGCGAUGGUACGACCAGUGUCGUGCUGAUUGCGUCGGAGUUGCUGCGGAGAGCGAACGAGUUGGUGCGCAUGCGUAUACAUCCUACCACAAUCAUCACAGGCUACCGAUUGGCGCUACGGGAGGCGGUCCGAUACAUGAACGACAACAUCAGCACAAAGGUGGAGACCUUAGGGCGGGAGAGCUUGGUGAGCAUCGCAAAGACGAGCAUGUCGAGUAAGAUCAUUGGAGCGGAUUCGGACUUUUUUGCCAACAUGGUUGUGGAUGCCAUCACGAGCGUCAAGACCACCAACGCGCGCAAUGAAGUCAAGUACCCCGUGAAGGCCGUCAACGUCCUCAAGGCGCAUGGAAAGAGCGCCCUCGAGUCGGUCUUGGUCAAGGGCUACGCUUUGAACUGCACAGUCGCCUCUCAAGCGAUGAAGACUAGGAUAACCGACGCCAAGAUUGCCAUCCUCGACAUGAAUCUGCAAAAGGAGCGCAUGAAGAUGGGUGUGAACGUGGUCAUCGAUGACCCAUCACAAUUGGAGAAGAUUCGCGAGAGAGAAUCCACCCUGGUCACUGAGCGCGUGGAGCUGAUCCUCAAGGCUGGUGCCAACGUCAUCUUCACGACCAAGGGUAUUGAUGAUCUUUGCCUGAAGUACUUCAUCGAGAAGGGCGCGAUGGCCGUCCGACGCUGCAAGAAGGAGGAUCUCCGACGGAUAGAGAAGGCCACCGGAGCGACCAUGAUCAGCUCCCUAGCAGACAUCAACACCGGCGACGAAGUAUUCGACCCCAAGGCUCUCGGACACGCCGAGGAAGUCGUGCAAGAACGCAUCUCUGACGACGAAUGCAUCCUCGUCAAAGGCCCCAAAGUCCACACCGCAGCAUCCAUCAUCCUCCGCGGACCCAACGAGUAUUCCCUUGACGAGAUGGAGCGAUCCGUUCACGACUCCCUCUCCGCGGUCAAGCGAACCCUCGAAUCCGGCCGCAUCGUCCCCGGCGGUGGCGCCGUCGAGACCGCCUUGCACAUCUACCUCGAGGAAUGGGCCACGAGCGUCGGAUCCCGCGAGCAGCUCGCCAUCGGCGCCUUCGCUGCCGCCCUGCUGAUUGUCCCCACGACUCUCGCCGUCAAUGCCGCCAAGGACUCCUCCGAGCUCGUUGCGCAGCUCCGUUCGCGCCACGCGCUUUCUCAACGUACCUCCGAACCCUCCGCCUCUGCGCACGGCGGCCCCCCCGCCACCUCCGCCGCGAACCCCGGCUCACCCGCGACCCCCGCCAUCGCCAAAGCGAAGGGCUACAAGAAUUAUGGCCUGGACCUCGUCAAGGGCAAAGUCCACGACUCCGUCAAGGCCGGCGUCCUCGAGCCGAGCAUGUCCAAGGUAAAGCAGUUGAAGAGCGCGGUCGAGGCUUGCGUCGCGAUCAUGAGGAUCGAUACCUUGAUCAAGCUGGACCCCGAACAGAGAGGCGAUGGUGGCGAUGAUGGUCAUGGGCACUAG
This is a messenger RNA of Dissoconium aciculare CBS 342.82, 1813 nucleotides long. Its product is annotated as t-complex protein 1 subunit alpha. NCBI's taxonomy places the organism in Eukaryota, Fungi, Ascomycota, Dothideomycetes, Mycosphaerellales, Dissoconiaceae. Gene Ontology annotation, molecular function: ATP-dependent protein folding chaperone; ATP binding; ATP hydrolysis activity. Gene Ontology annotation, biological process: protein folding. The record is from RefSeq and is a predicted model, not a curated record. The transcript is spliced from 2 exons. The coding region runs from base 56 to 1813 and encodes 585 amino acids. Gene Ontology annotation, cellular component: chaperonin-containing T-complex.